Molecule: messenger RNA, 1884 nt
Organism: Microthlaspi erraticum
Lineage: Eukaryota; Viridiplantae; Streptophyta; Magnoliopsida; Brassicales; Brassicaceae
Source: the annotation of a GenBank genome assembly
AUGUUGGAGGCCUUUCACACGAUCAAGGGAGCUCUGGUGAGUGCUCCAAUUGUCCAACCUCCUGACUGGAGCCUUCCGUUCGAGGUGAUGACAGAUGCUAGUGACUAUGCUGUCGGAGCGGUUCUGGGCCAGAGAAAGGAGAAGAAGCUGCACGUGAUCUACUACGCCAGUCGCACACUUGAUGAAGCUCAGUGCAAGUACGCUACGACUGAGAAGGAACUAUUGGCGGUGGUGUUUGCAUUUGAGAAGUUUCGGUCCUAUCUUGUUGGAUCGAAGGUGAUUGUCCAUACUGAUCACGCUGCCUUGAAGUACUUGCUGACGAAGAAGGAUGCGAAGCCGAGACUCUUGAGAUGGAUUCUUUUGCUUCAGGAGUUCGAUCUGGAGAUCAAGGAUAAGAAAGGGAUUGACAAUGGUGUAGCUGAUCACCUGUCAAGGAUGAAGAUCGAUGAUGACGUCCCUCUAGACGACAGUUACCUGAUGAGCACGUCUACGCUGUUGAGUUUCCCAUGGUUUGGAGAGAUAGCGAAUUACCUCGCUGCUGAGCAUGAACCUACUGGUUUUGUAGGGAACAAGAAGAAGAAGUUCUUGAGAGACAUCCGGCGCUAUUUCUGGGAUGAGCCAUACCUGUACAAGCACUGCACCGAUGGAGUCUACAGGAGAUGUGUAGCUGAUGAGGAGAUACCUGGGAUCUUGUUCCACUGUCAUAGCUCGUCUUAUGCUGGACACUUCGCCACGUACAAGACUGUAUCCAAGGCGCUGCAAGCUGGCUACUGGUGGCCCACCAUGUUCCGAGAUGCUCACAGAUUCGUGUCUAAGUGUGAUGUAUGCCAGAGACAGGGGAACAUCAGUAAGAGAAACGAGAUGCCACAGAACUUCAUUCUGGAAGUAGAGGUUUUCGACGUGUGGGGAGUUGACUUCAUGGGACCCUUCCCAUCUUCCUAUGGAAACCUGUACAUUUUGGUGGCUGUCGACUAUGUAUCUAAGUGGGUAGAGGCUUUGGCCAGUCCCACUAAUGAUGCAAAGGUCGUGAUGAAGAUGUUCAAGUCGGUGAUCUUCCCUCGAUUUGGUGUGCCGAGAGUUGUUAUCAGUGAUGGAGGUUCCCAUUUCAUCAAUAGGACCUUCGAUAAUAUGUUGAAGAGGCACGGGGUGAAGCACAAGGUGGCGACUCCUUAUCAUCCCCAGACGAGUGGCCAAGUCGAGCUAUCUAACAGAGAGAUCAAGAACAUCCUUCAGAAGACUGCAGGCACGACUGGGAAGGACUGGGCUGCAAAGUUGGAUGAUGCACUCUGGGCCUAUCGAACUGCCUACAAGACUCCUCUUGGUACGACACCUUUCAACUUGGUCUAUGGCAAGGCUUGUCACCUGCCUGUGGAGUUAGAGUACAAGGCUGCGUGGGCAGUGAAGCAGAUGAACUAUGACAUGAAGUCUGCGGCAGAGAGGAGGAACAUGCAGUUGGUCGAGCUUGACGAGAUUAGGCACCUGGCCUAUGACAGUUCGAAGAUCUACAAGGAGCGGACUAAAGCUUACCAUGACAAGAAGAUCCUGAAAAGGAACUUUUCCCAAGGAGAUCAAGUCCUGCUGUUUAACUCCAGGCUGAAGUUGUUUCCUGGAAAGCUGAAAUCAAGGUGGUCUGGGCCCUUCGUUAUCAAGGAAGUCAGACCAUAUGGAGCUUUUGAGCUAUGGGACAAGUCUGGUGGACACUUCGUGGUGAACGGUCAACGCCUCAAGCCAUACCUUGCUGAUACCGACAUCACAGAGAGGGAAUCAUUCCUCUCAGUGAUCCAUCUCCUGCCUGAGAGGCAUUCAAGUCAAGCUAGUGACUUAAACCAAGCGCUUGGUGGGAGGCAACCCACUGGUAAGUGUACAUACUCCUUUUCAAUUUGA